UUGGGGCUGGCAAGGCGUUUGGUUUAACAACCUAACAACCACCUCCUCCCUUCACAAGUCCUCCUCAUUACUCAUUUUCUUUUCGUAAAAUUUUUCUCUUUUUUCCCGCAUAAUAUUUGGGUAUAAAACGUAUAAAUUAUCCUCUGUUGGCUUUUUUCCGCUUUUUCUAAGCCUUCCCUUUUGCUUUUGCUCUUUCUCUUUCCAUUUCUCAUUUACUGUUUCUCUCUCAUACCUUUCGUCGGAAAACCUCCUCUCUCCGUCGGGAAACAGCUCUUUUCCCCGGCGAAGGAAGUCUCUGAUUCGCCGGAAUCUACUGAUCUCUCUACUAUUGCUAAUUUCUUAUGAUAUUUUAAGCAUUUGUUCCCGUGGCUCGGAUUUGGAUCUCCGAGUCUGUAUCCGUCCGCGCGUCGUGAGAAUGUGGCGAGUUUGGUUGAUGCUUAAUGCUUUAGUUUGAUAGCAAAUGGUGAAGAUCGUGGUCUAGGUUUGGUAUUUGCGGAUUUUGCGCCUUCUUUUUCCUUGUUCUUUGAGUUGUUUCGGUUGGUGAAUUGCGACCAAACGGCGGCGUACAAAGAAUCAUUGCAGAAUGAGAUGAGUUACAAGUAAAAGUACGGACUCUAUUUCCGAUGUUUCUAUCGAGGGCUUCUGCGAGGAGAUGAUUAUGAUAGAUGCUGCAUUGUUCUAUUAAUCAAAUAAUUUACACGUCUCUUUGUUGAAUCUUUAAGGUGGAAGGAAGGGUGUCUUUGUCCAAAGAGGUAAAUGGGCUAGAGUUGUUGAAGCGCAAAAGGCUUCAACGAGUAAAAUCAGAAACUGUCUCUAGGACUUAUUGUGUCACAAACAUGAUGGCUAGAAGUGGAGGAGAUGCUUUGAGAGUUUCAGCAUCACGUGGAAUGAGGUUACAAGGGAGUGCAGAGUCAUUUUCUAGGUCAAAUGGUGCAUCAAGUGAGGGCACCUUUGCGAAGCACAAGGUUGAUAAGUUUGACAUUAACGAUCUAGAAUGGACUGAGAAAAUUCCAGAAUGUCCGGUAUAUUUCCCUACAAAGGAAGAGUUUGAAGAUCCUUUGGUUUAUUUGCAGAAAAUUGCUCCUGAAGCUUCAAGAUAUGGAAUAUGCAAGAUUGUUUCACCUUUAAGUGCUGCUGUUCCUGCUGGAGUUGUAUUGAUGAAGGAGAAACUAGGGUUCAAGUUUACAACUAGGGUACAGCCUCUUCGUCUUUCGGAGUGGAAUAAUGAUGAUAGAGUCACCUUUUUCAUGAGUGGAAGAAAUUAUACAUUUCGUGAGUUUGAGAAAAUGGCGAACAAGGUGUUUACUCGUAGAUAUUAUAGUGCUGGUUGUCUUCCUGCAACAUACUUGGAAAAAGAAUUUUGGCAUGAAAUUGCUUGUGGGAAGACAGAAAGUGUUGAAUAUGCUUGUGAUGUUGAGGGUAGUGCCUUUUCUUCUUCUCCCAAUGAUCCACUUGGCACUAGCAAAUGGAAUUUGAAGAAUCUGUCACGGCUGCCAAAGUCCACUUUGCGUCUUCUUGAAACGGCAAUUCCGGGGGUAUCUGAUCCCAUGCUUUACAUAGGAAUGCUAUUUAGCAUGUUUGCUUGGCAUGUGGAAGAUCAUUAUUUGUAUAGCAUUAAUUAUCAUCACUGUGGGGCUUCAAAAACUUGGUAUGGGAUACCCAGUCAUGCUGCUUCAAAUUUUGAGAAGGUUGUCAAGGAACAUGUGUACACUAAUGAUAUCCUAUCUGUGGAUGGUGAAGAUGGAGCUUUUGAUGUGCUUUUGGGUAAAACAACUCUAUUCCCCCCAAAUAUUUUGUUGGAACAUGAGGUCCCUGUCUACAAGGCUGUGCAGCAGCCUGGAGAGUUUGUAAUUACCUUUCCAAGUGCAUAUCAUGCUGGAUUUAGUCAUGGUUUCAACUGUGGUGAGGCUGUGAACUUUGCUAUUGGUGAUUGGUUUCCUUUGGGGGCUGUAGCUAGCUUGCGAUAUGCCCAUCUCAACAGGGUGCCUCUCCUUCCUCAUGAAGAACUUUUGUGCAAGGAAGCAAUGCUUCUUUACACAAGUUUAGAACUGGAUGAUUUGGACUAUUUGCCUGCAGACUUGGCCUCUCAUUAUUGCAUUAAGGUUUCAUUUGUAAAGCUGAUUCGUUUCCUGCAUCGGGCGCGUUGGUCUGUCAUGAAGUCGAGGGCAUGCACCAGUGUAUCUCCAUAUUAUUAUAGAACUAUAGUGUGCACUUUAUGUAAACGUGACUGUUAUGUUGCUUUUGUUAACUGCAGCUGUUACUCUCAUCCUGUUUGCCUUAGACAUGAUAUUAAGUCACUUGACUUCCCCUGUGGGAGCUAUCGUGGUCUUUUCUUGAGGGAUGAUGUUGCAGAGAUGGAAGCUGCUGCCAAGAAGUUUGAGCAAGAAGAUACCAUAUCAAAAGAGAUUGAGCGACAAACUGAAAAUGGUGAUGAUUUGUAUUCAUAUCCACUGUCAAAUAAUUCACAGUCCGAUCUUGAGGAUGGAUUCUUUCCAUACUGUGAGAUUAAUGUUGUGUUGAGUGUAACAACUUCAACUGUGGGUCAACCACUAGAACAUAAACAGCCUUCAAUUAGCCUUGAUAUUCCAAGUUGUAGACCUGAAGCGGCGGAUGCUCUCUCUUUUGCUGCAUCAACUCUCUGUUCUUUGGCGGAGCAGGUUGGGUCCUCAACCAAAAAUCAGGUACAGGGGCUAGGUAAUCUAGGAAACACUACUGAUAAACGGUUCUCUGAAGAGGUCUCGCGAACUACAUACAAAUUGUCUGUAUCCUGUUUUUCACAUGAUGAUUGUCCUGGUAUUAAUCAAUACAGCGGUAAUACAUGUGUUCAUGAACCAGUGAGUAGGUCUGUAGUGGACCGAGACAGUGAUAAUUCCGAUUCAGAGGUAUUUAGGGUUAAACGACGUUCGAAGGUUGAGAAAAGAAGUGGGAAUGACAGCAUGUCAUCAAAGAAGUCUGACCAUCAGGGGCUUAAACGACUAAAGAAACACCAACAUGAAGGAAAAUGUGGGAAAUCAUUGCCAUCUGAAGGCUGCAGAAUUGAUGAACCAACUCAUAAUAUUGAUCCAGAAAAUGGAAUGAAGGGCAGACUUCCCAUCUCCAUCAAGUAUAAGAAGUCGGGCAAUGAGGAAGCAAUGAGCAGGCAGCGAGAGCAGCACAGAGAUGAGAGGUGGUUCCAGCAGGAGUUUGGAAAGAGCGUUGGGCCAAAGCGCCUUAAAGUCAGGGGCCCAACAUGUGUAGGUUGGGAAAAAAAAUUGAACUGAAGUUAUAGAUUCACAGAAACCGAGGAGAAAUCUGACUUAGCUAAUGGAGAUCUAACAACACUCGAAACUCCAAAUGAUUGUUUAGGGAGAUGCAGCGAAGAUUAACCAAAGCUUAGGACCAUUUUUAUUAUUCUUUCUUUGUGCAGGCCUCCAAAACUGGAGGCAAUUUGCUGUUGCAAUGAUUCUCUGUAAGGCCCGAGUAUUUUCCGUCCUUGACAGGAGAAUUUGGGUUAGCAAGUAACUUUUGUAAAUUUUGUUUCUAAGUCCAAAUUAAUUCUUACUGAGGAGGAAUGUAGGCAUAUUUCCACUGCCCCUCAAAAUUUAAGUCUGUUAGGUUGGUUAUUCUUUUUGUAGUCCAUGAAUAAAAUGCAGAGAAAUGCCUUUUUUUUU
This is a messenger RNA of Gossypium raimondii (Peruvian cotton), 3650 nucleotides long. RefSeq names its product lysine-specific demethylase JMJ13. Gene Ontology annotation, molecular function: histone demethylase activity. The transcript is spliced from 12 exons. Gene Ontology annotation, biological process: chromatin remodeling. Gene Ontology annotation, cellular component: nucleus. NCBI's taxonomy places the organism in Eukaryota, Viridiplantae, Streptophyta, Magnoliopsida, Malvales, Malvaceae. The coding region runs from base 837 to 3260 and encodes 807 amino acids. The record is from RefSeq and is a predicted model, not a curated record.